AUGGAGGCGUUGCAUUACGAGCUGUGGGCUCGCUGCACCUCUUUUGUGGCCUCUGCCUGUGCUGACCGUGAUGCUUCGCACGGCCUUGGACACAUGCGCAAAGUGACGGAACAGGCAAUCUUACUGUACUUCAUGGACACCGCCGCCAGCGUGACGCCAGGGGAGAAGGCCGGAAUGCUCUACAGAAUUAUACUAGUGGGCAUGCUACAUGACGUGGCGGACCACAAGUACGACGCUAGUGGCGCUCUCCUGGAGCGAGUGAAGUCCUUUGUUGCUGCCGAGGCGGCAGCGCUGGUGACUCGCGCGGCCAACACGGAUCCGAGUCUCUUUUACGUUCCUCUGCCACGCACUGACACCAGCGGGGAAGAAGGGAGGGCGCGGAAGGUGUCGCAACUCCUGCUGACCUCACUGGAUGCCAUCUCCUACUCAAAGGAGGUGAAGUUGGGCAUGCGUUGGUUUCUGCCCGCGUUGAGUGACGGUGUGGAGGCGGCGGCGAAAAGCAGCAGCUGGGUGGCAGUCCGAGAUUACGUAAGUGACUCGGACAAACUGGAGGCCAUCGGUGAUGAAGGACUGCUGCGCUGCUACGAGUACACGUGCGCGCAGCAUCGUGCUGUGGCACUGGCGCAGCUUACGUCCAACAGCCUCCGUCCCUCCAAUGAGGCUGCUGCGUCGCAGGCGAUCUCGGUGGAACGGCAGCUUGAAGCAGUGCUGCUGCGCGAGGUGGUGGUGCACUUUCAUGAAAAACUGAAUCACUUGCUGCCGGUGUUCAUCGUGACGUCUUCUGGAAAGCACUUGGGUAUUCCACGUGCUGCCGAGAUGACUGCCCUUCUGGAGAAGUGGGAGCGCCAUGGUCCCCCUCCAGUCACGGCGUACUGGCGCAACGCCGCUACUGAGUGUGCACUAGCGUGA
Leishmania braziliensis MHOM/BR/75/M2904 is the source of this 909-nucleotide messenger RNA. RefSeq lists its product as hypothetical. The record is from RefSeq and is a predicted model, not a curated record. Bases 1 to 909 code for a protein of 302 amino acids. Lineage: Eukaryota; Euglenozoa; Kinetoplastea; Trypanosomatida; Trypanosomatidae. The transcript has a single exon.